AUGGCUAAAAAUAAAGUUGUAAGAAGCAUGAAUCUUCUUCAACAUUCCUUGAGCAUGUUGAAGCAUCAAAGCGAAGAGAAACUGUCAUCUUCCCGACUGAAAAACAGAAGAAUACAGAACCCCAGCAAAGCACAAUUCUACGCAUACACCCACGCCUUACCAUUUUUAUUUUAUUUGGCCUUAUCGCUCAAAAGCCGCACUGCUUAUGCUUACAAUAUCGUUGAUCCUAAUGUAUGA
Messenger RNA from Clunio marinus, 237 nucleotides. The record is from the annotation of a GenBank genome assembly. NCBI's taxonomy places the organism in Eukaryota, Metazoa, Arthropoda, Insecta, Diptera, Chironomidae.